AUGGCAACUUUUAAAAGCCAUGCAACUUUCUUUUUCUUCUUCUCUAUUGUAGCCUUCUCUUGUGCUGCUUUAGAACCAAACAAACUUACUAAAAACACUGCUAUUUACUUCCCAAUUCGAAAGAACCAAACUAGCCUCCAGUAUUACACCACCAUUAAUAUGGGCAACCAAACAAAAGUAAAUGUUGAUGCACUACUUGAUCUAGGAGCACAAUCUGUUUGGAUUGAUUGUAGGUCAUAUCUAUCAACUUCUUAUAAAAGAGCGCCGUGUGGUUCAAACGAAUGUAAGAAAGCCAUGGGGUCUGUUUGUUUAGACUGCAACUCAACACCUAGACCUGGUUGCUCCAACGACGCGUGUGGUGUCUACGCUUUUAACCCUUAUAGCGAAUACUUGAUAGCUCAAGAGCUCGGCGAGGAUACCAUCAGGGCAUCGUCGACAGAUGGUCGCCAUGUUUUGGCAGAAUAUGAUGUACCUAAAUUCCAAUUCUCUUGUGCAGAUGCAGACAUUAUACAAGGGUUACCUGGUGACCAUACUAAAGGGUUGGUUGGCCUUGCAAGAACCCAAGUUUCAUUGGCUUCACAAAUUUCAUCUUCAUUCAACUUGCCUCCAAAGUUUGUUCUUUGUAUACCAUCAUCAUCCGAAUCCAUAGGGGACAUGUAUAUUGGUGGCGGCCCAUAUUACAUGCCACCUACUAUCGGAGAAAAAUCUUUGUCCUUUGCAAGGACUCCACUCGUUGUCAAUCCUAUCAGUACUGCCCCGGUUUCUUCAGAAGGAUCUCCCUCAGAUGAAUAUUUCAUUAGUGUCAAGCACAUUGAAAUAAACGGUAAACAAGUAUCUUUUAACCCAUCAUUGCUAUCGUUUGACAAGAAUGGAGUUGGGGGGACAAAGAUUAGUACUAUAGCACCUUAUACCAUUUUGCAUGCAUCCAUUUAUGAACCUCUUGUCAAAGAUUUUGUUAAGGAAGCUACACUAAAGACGAUCAAAAGGGUAACAUCCGUCACACCAUUUGGGGCAUGCUUUGAUUCAAAAACUAUUUCAAAGUCGAUAACUGGACCAGCGGUCCCGGAUAUUGAUCUAGUUUUGGAAGGCAAUACAAUAUCCGAAAAAUUUACAUUGUCUGGUUCAAACUUAAUGGUGGAAGCUAAGAAGAAUGUUAUGUGCCUUGCAAUUGUUGAUGGGGGAUCCGAGCCAAGAACAUCUAUUGUGUUGGGUGGGCAUCAACUUGAGAAUCGUUUUUUGGAGUUCGAUCUAAGUACAUCAAUUCUAGGGUUCACUCCCUCUCUUUUGCUCUCAAAACAAAUUUGCUCACACUCCAGGCUAAUUUAAAAUUCCCCAGUGCUUUUGUAAUCUAUCUAAAGUUUGGUAUUAAACUAUUAAGACCAACCGCGAAUAAUACUCUUUGUUGGUUUCUGUCAAAG
This is a messenger RNA of Erigeron canadensis, 1418 nucleotides long. RefSeq names its product probable aspartic proteinase GIP2. Gene Ontology annotation, molecular function: aspartic-type endopeptidase activity. The record is from RefSeq and is a predicted model, not a curated record. The transcript has a single exon. Lineage: Eukaryota; Viridiplantae; Streptophyta; Magnoliopsida; Asterales; Asteraceae. Gene Ontology annotation, biological process: proteolysis. Bases 1 to 1326 code for a protein of 441 amino acids.